GGUGUAUGUACAUCUUAUGUGCACCCUGACCGUCUAAUUAAGGAUGCGUGUUUUAGGGACACUGUGGUUCUUCGUAACACUGGUUUCGCUCGCACAGAUAAAGGACGCUACUGGAGCGGAUUGUAACAUCACAUCGAUAACGUCGACGGCCGCAUCGUCUCUGCUUGUAAAAUGGAACAGUUUUCCUUCAGCUACAAGCUAUCUGCUGGACGUCAGGGUUGUGAAUUCAACCACAAUUGCACCAGUCUUGGUUCAGCUCGCUUCAUCCUAUACCGAGAAACUGGUGCAAGGCUUAAGACCGGGACACAAUCACAUAGUGACUUUAAAAGUGUUCCAGUUUUACUAUGUGAUGUGCAUCAAUUCACUGACAGCAUUCACCGUUCCCACCACCUCGCAAAUCACAUUUUCUAAAGCGAUUUCGAGCACCUCGAUCAGAUUUGAAUGGUCCAGUGCUUUUGGAUCUGAUAAAUACAUACUGGGAGUGGACAAAUCACUUUCUCCGACUACACAUCAUGAAGAGAUAUUCACCACAUUAAGCGGUCAAGUGAACAACCUCCAGCCAUCCACAGCAUACAAUUGCUACAUCUACUCCUCUAACUCUGCUGGUCUGGGUGCUAAGAGCCUUGUUAAAACCAUUAGAACUUUGGUGCAGCCACCAGCAGGAGUGACUGUGGUGAAAGUGAGCCAGAAAAUAGCUCGUGUUUCAUGGAAUAGCGUUCCUACUGUCCUGAUCUAUCAGGUGACAGCAUCAGCCAAUAACAAGCCAUCGAUCCCUCCUGUUAGUUGGAAUGCCACUACUCUCGCUUUGGAAAUCCCAAAUCUUGUGCCAUGUACAACAUACACAAUAGGGGUUUCAUCCAUCAGCAUGUUCCUGGAACCAGGAGAACCCUCAAACGUCAACUACACAACUCCUAACAUUUUACCGGUUACCGAAAUCUCAGCAGAGUACAACUGCAUCGGUGCAUCGGCAUCGGUCACUUGGGGCGAGGUAUUUGGUGCCACAUCGUACCGCGCAGUAGUCAAGGAUGUUCAAGGCACGACACACAACUGCACAUCCACGAGCAGCUCUUGCCAGAUUUCCACGCUGUCCUGCGGUAAAAGCUACACUGUGCAAGUUAUAGCCGUGGCUGACUGUGAAAGCAUCUCAAACGCCAGCUACGUCUUUGAGACAGCACCCUGCCCACCUGCAAACCCAGAUGCAUACCGCGAGUGCUCCAGUAACGUCAUCCUGUACUCCUGGGCUGCCACCAACAACACGGCUUACUACAAGGCCAUUGCUCAGGCCUCGGACGGGGAGAUACGAGAGUGCCUCACCGUGGACACCUCCUGUUACUUCACCAACAUGAUGUGUGGCAAAAACUACACCUUUACAGUCAGCUCCUUCUACUCUGGAGAACUCAGCUGUAACAGUGGAAACACAACCCCUUUGACGGUUGUCACAGCUCCAUGUCUGCCUCAUAAUGUGUACUCAACUGCGGACUGUAGCAUUGGCACUGCCAGUGCUAGUUGGGAUCAGGUGGAAGGUGCCCAGUCCUACGUGGUGGAGGCCCGCGGUAACCGCAGAGAUUUCUACAACUGUACAUCUCAGGGCAACAACUGCAUGCUAACAGGUCUGGAAUGUGGAGAGAGCUUGAGCGUGUGGAUUAUUGCCAAAAAUGAAUUCUGUACUACUGAUCCAGUGCUUGGGGAGGUGGCUGAGACAGUUCCAUGCCCACCUCAGAACGUGUCCGCUGUGGAAACCUGUACUUCAACCUCCGCCACUCUUUCUUGGAUCAUCAGCAACGGCGCUGUCUUCUAUUUAGGUGUGGCCACACACUCUAAUGGUACAGUCCACACCUGCGUUUCCAUGGCAACAGAGUGUGAGUUCCAGGACCUGAGAUGUGGGGAGACCUACGAUGCCUAUGUCUUGGCAACAAACAUGCAAUGCAACAGCUCGAACAGUGAACAUGUCACCCUGAGGACGGCUCCAUGUGCCCCGGUCGGCGUUGGCAUAGUAAGAGCCUGUGGAGUGAAUCAGGCAACAGUGAGCUGGCAGACCCUUCAGGCUGGUGGUCAGUACACAGCAGUGAUGGAAAAUACAAACAGCCCCUCACUGAACUGCAGCACGAGUGGCAACACCUGCAACUUUCCAAACCUGCCCUGUGGACUGAUCUACAACGUCAGCGUCACGUAUCAUGACGGUCACUGCAGUAGCCUGCCAUCCACAGUCAAUCAGAUACGAUCAGCACCUUGUGACCCUCAAAACAUCACAUCUGUGCUUCAGUGUGAUACUAACGUGGCUACGGUGACAUGGAACGCCAGUGUAGGAGCAAACGGGUACACAGCGAUGGCUUACGCAGCCGGGCAGCAGCAAACUGUGGCUUCCUGUAGCACAAAUGGAACUUCCUGUCAGCUGACAUCUCUGCCAUGUGGAAUGCGACUGAAUGUGACUGUCCAAGCCCAGGAUCCUACCUGCAACAGCAGCGCUCCAACUACUGCUGCUGCAAUAAUAACAACAGCUCCCUGUGCUCCCACCAACGUCACCGCAAGUCUAAACUGUACCUCUAAAAUUGCUUCCAUCUCCUGGAAUGGAGCUCUUGCGGUCACUGGGUAUCUGGUAAAGGCUGAGGGCAGCAAUGGGCACACAUCCUCGUGCAAUACCACAGAUACACGCUGUGACAUUACAGACCUGAGCUGUGGGCAGGAAUACUCCCUCACUGUCGUGGGAAAGAAUGGUGACUGUAUGAGCCAGGCUAGCCAGCCAGUUAUUCUCAUUUCAGCACCGUGUCAAAACACUGGGAUUCAAGCGAUGCUGGACUGCCAUACAAACACAGCACUCAUUUCCUGGACACCAGGAAACGGGACGUUGGGUUUCAAUGCGAUGCUGCAUUCCACCGAGGAUUCCCAUCAGCACAGCUGCACAACUAACAGCUCGUCCUGCAAUGUCACCUCGUUGCACUGCGGUGAACGCUACAACGUCAGCGUCACGGGAUACGGCCAGAGCUGCUCCACCUCCUCUACAACCCUCCUCACUGUAGAUACAGCUCCGUGCGUCCCCACUCAGGUCAACGUGUCACUGUCCUGUCAGUCUGACACAGCAACUAUUUCCUGGACCGCCUCUAGUGGCCUUGUUUCAUAUUAUUAUGUGGCGACAGCGGAAGGCGCUAACGGACAAACGUUAACGUGCAACUCCAGCAGCAGUUCCUGUAACAUCAGCGGCCUGUUGUGUGGGCGGACCUACAAUGUGUCAGUCACAGCCGCGAGUGCCAACUGCACUGGGGAGCGCAGCGCAAUAUAUCGCGUCAAUACGGCACCGUGUGCGCCGGUUCUGAACGAUGUGAUUCUGAACUGUACUUCGCGUUCUGCUGCGGUGAUGUGGUCCAGUUCAGGGAUGAGUGCAGAUAUGUUCUCGGUCAGCGCAGUGGAUGCUCAGGGUGGACAGCUGGGCUGUAGUGCCACAAAUGGCAGCUCCUGUGUGGUGGCCGGACUGCAGUGCAGUCAGACAUACACAUUUUGUGUGAAUGUGACACAAGGCCAAUGCACCAGCGCUGUUAGCAACACACUGCAGAGACAGACAGGCCCUUGCCCUCCUCAGAAUAUCCAGUCUGUUAUAAACUGUGGCAACAACACAGCUAGCGUGUCCUGGUCCCGUAGCAAUGGAUCGAUUUCCUCCGUCGCGACCUUGGAAUGUUCUAAUGGCCAGACAUAUAUCUGCAGGACCACAGCGACAGGAUGUGACAUCACUAACAUGCCCUGCGGACAGACCUGUACUGUGAAGGUAGUGGCGGAGGGAACUUCCUGCAACAGCUCUAUUGGCAUUGGACCAAAUAUCACAACAACUCCUUGUGUACCACAAAAUCUGUCUGCCAGUGUGAGCUGUAGCAGUAACACAGCAACAGUCUCUUGGGGGAGUAGCCAGGGGGCGGUGCUUUACUCAGUGACAGCCAGUAGUGUUAAUGGCCUCUCAGCAAACUGCACCUCAGGCUCCACCUCCUGUGUCCUUUCACCUUUGACCUGUGGAGAGAGAUACACGGUUACAGUGAGGGCAGUGGGCACCAACUGCAGCAGUGAAGUCAGCGCACCUGUACAGAUCCAAGCAGUGCCUUGUACCCCACAGAAUGUCUUGUCCACUGUGAAUUGUAUGUUGAAUGCACUAGUAGUGUCGUGGACACCUAGUGCGGGUGGUCAGUACUACACAGCCACUCUGCAGGACAGCAAUGGGCUCUCCACCAGCUGUCAGUCUUCAGGCUCACAGUGUAAUGUUACAGGACUCAGGUGUGGACAGCAGUACUCCGUCAAUAUGACAGCAUCAGAUAAUCUGUGCACUAGUCCUCCGAGCCCGACUGUCAAUACUCAGUCAGUUCCUUGUGCAGCUAGCUCUAUCAGGGCUACACUGGACUGUGUGCUCGGGACGGCCACAGUGUCGUGGCAGUACGGGGCAGGUGCACACGGCUAUGUUGUAUCUGCCCUGGGAUCCGUGGGUCACGGGGCUACCUGUACUUCCAACAGUUCCAUCACAAACUGUGAACUGAGCCCUCUACAGUGCGGUGACGGGUAUGGGGUGACCGUACAGACUCUAGGAAACCCAUGCAAUGUCAGCGCACAGAUGAAUGGCUCUCUGAUCACAGGUCCGUGUGCAUCUCAACAUCUAACCGUGCAGUAUAGUCCCUCCAUCGCUCAGCUCUUCUGGAACUCCACCAGAACCACCAACUUCACAGCAGUGGCUGUGACGGAGCAGGGUCUGACAGCAAGCUGUAACACCUCUAGCACGACCUGUGCCCUCUCAGGACUAGAGUGCGGUCAGAUUUACAACAUAACACUGACCACUCACAGCAGUGUAUGUGACAGCACGGCAGACUUUGACCCCAUCAAAACAGAACCGUGUCCUCCUCAGAAUGUUAGAGCUAAUGUAAACUGCCCUACACUAAAUGCUACGGUCACCUGGGAGCCCAGCCGGUUUGCUGUGGGAUAUGCUGCGUUCCUGGAAGGUCAAAAUGGUCAUUCCACUUCCUGUCGGACGAAUCAGACAUACUGCAGCAUACCUGGUCUCACCUGUGGAACGGUUUACUAUGUCAAAGUCCUUGCCAUCGGUGAGGUGUUCAACAGCUCUGACAGCAUUGGGGUCAACAUGACAUCAGCACCCUGUGUACCCACCAAUAUGUCAGCCAUAGUGGACUGUGCCUCAGAUUCAGCGCUCGUGUCCUGGAGCGCCAGUGUGGGAGCAGAAAAUUACUCUGUGACGGCUUUAGGGUCAGGAGGUCAAGAGGUCUCAUGCUCCACCCAACAGAACCACUGUAACAUCUCCUCCCUGUACUGCGGACAGCUCUAUGAACUCACCCUCACCGCAACCAACCAACAUUGUGAAAUCACCACCACCACCAACGUUACUUUCCAGUCCAAACCCUGUGCACCGUCACGGGCAAUAGUUGAUAAAGCCUGUGGAAACGACACAGUCUUGCUGUCCUGGGAGGAAAGUGACGGAGUGGAUUACUACUCCGCCCGAGCUCUCAGUCAAGGAGGACAAGAGAAGCUUUGCAACUCAACUUCCUCCGUUUGUUAUUUCUCUAAUCUGCUCUGUGGGGAGACAUACGCCUUCACUGUCACCGCCUACAGUGGCCGCUGCCAAAGCAACACCAGUGUACCUGAAUAUCUCACUACAGAUCCUUGCAGACCAGAAAACGUGACAGCUCAUGUGUCAUGUGACAGCAACACAGUAAGGCUGGACUGGUCAAAUGCCAGAGGCGUGUCGCUGUACAAUGUGAUGGCUACAGGGAGUCUGGGAUAUAGCAAUGCCUUUAAUACCUCCACUAAUAAUCUGUCUGUGUCACUGCCCUGUGGACAAAGUUACAGUGUGACUGUUCAGGGCCAAAGCCAAGACUGUGACAGUCCACUGAGCGCCCCUGCGCUUUUCAUACUCGCCCCCUGUGCACCCCUUGACCUUGUGACAUAUGUGGAGUGUACGGACCAGACUGGUGCGGUCAGCUGGGGCUCAAGCGAUGGGGCAAACAUGUACACAGCCACAGCAACAGGUCAGGACGGGCACACACACCUGUGCGUCACUAACGGAACCAGCUGCACCUGGGAGGACUUGCACUGCGGCGAAACCUAUAACGUCACAGUUACCGCCAAUGACAGCCGCUGCACGAGCCCUCGUAGCAACGCCACAUAUAUACACACGGCCCCAUGUGUUCCUCAAGCUGUGAUGCCCACGCUGGAUUGUGGUACAGGGGUGGCCACUCUGAACUGGGCUUCCAGCGCCGGAGCUGAGACAUAUAACGUGUCGGCAGAUAACGGAGCAGGACACACACUGCAAUUCAGUACCAAUGUUACCAACGGCUUCCUGUCAAAUCUACUCUGUGGCCAAACGUAUCUUAUCACCGUUCGCGCCCUCAACAGGCAAUGCAGCAGUGCACCGAGUUCACCUGCUAACAUGUGGUCAGUGCCAUGUGUUCCUCAGAGCGUGGUGUCUGCACUGGAUUGUCUAUCUAACUCUGCACUCGUGCAGUGGAUCAUCAGCCAGGGGGCGGAGUCUUACCUGGUGGUUGCUGCGGGAACCGACGGUCAUAGAGCUAAGUGCAACGCAACUGCUCCGCAGUGCAACCUGCAAGAGCUACACUGCAGCACCUCGUACAACAUCAGCGUCAUCGCUGUAAAGCAGCAAUGCAACACUUCCAUGAGUUCAACUGUACAGACUAAAACUGCACCGUGUGUACCUGCUCACGUGCAGGGCAGUGUGGACUGCGCAUCUGGAAAUGUGUCUAUGUCCUGGAAUCAAAGCGUGGGAGCUGUUUCCUACUCAGCUGUUGCUCAGGGUAAUGCUGGCUAUGCCUCAGUGUGUAACAGCACUGGAACAACAUGUGCUUUCUCAGACCUGCUCUGUGGGAUGAACUACAGUCUAGCCGUCAGUGCGUCUGACGGGACCUGCGUUACCGCACCAAGUCAACCGGUCGUCCUGAGUACAGUACCGUGUAAGGCACAGAAUGCUAGCGUCCAGAUGAGCUGUAGCACAAACACUGCCGUUGUAACCUGGGAGCCUAGCGAUCGAGUCACAAGUCACAUAGUCAGAGCCAUUGGCUCUGAUGGACAUCGCAUCAACUGCACCAGUUCCAACGACAGCUGCAUAUUAACCAGCAUGCACUGCGGUCAGAACUACAAUGUGACCGUCGCCGCUCUGGACGGGGCUUGUGACAGCAGCAACACAUUCCUUGUUCUGCAAUCAGCUCCAUGUGCACCUAGCAACAUACUUACAUCUUUGCUUUGCACAACUCAAAAUUACGGACUUGUGUCCGUGUCCUGGGGGCAAGCAAACGGGGCGCAAUCUUACGUGGCAGAGGCCAUUUCUGCUGACGGUCAUUCCUCCUCUUGUAACUCCAGCACCACCUCCUGUGAUCUGCAAGGAUUGCAUUGUGGUCAGAUUUACAAUGUUUCUGUCUACUCACUGGCCAAUGGCUGUCAGAGCGUGAAGAGCGCCAUGUCACAAGUGCAGACAGCUCCAUGCCCCCCUCAAAACGUAUCCGCCCAAGUGCAGUGCGCACUGGGGUCCGUGCAGGUGAGCUGGAGUCCAGUGGUGAAUGCCGAACAGUUCCGAGUGGUCCUGGCGGCCCACAGCACUGGUGUGAUUUCUUCAUGCAACAGCACAGGCACGCAGUGUUCCAUCAACAAUCUGCCCUGCAAUGAAAGAUUUAACCUCAGUGUGGUGGCAGUGAGGGGCAGCUGUCAGAGUCAACCCAGCAGCAGCCUUAUCGCCUCAGCUCCGUGCGCUCCUCAAGGGGUUAACGGUACCAUAGACUGUAUCACGAACUCCGCAUGGGUAUCAUGGAAUGUGAACAAUGGUGCGGAGUCGUACACUGUGCUAGCUGUAGGGGACGAUGGUCACACUUCCAACUGCUCCACCACAAACACCACCUGUAGUGUAUCUGACCUAGGCUGCGGAAAGAGCUACAACUUCACCGUCACUGCAUCCAACACUGCCUGCCAGAGCAUUCCCAGCAGCAGUUUCCAUCUGGAGACGGCACCUUGCGCUUUGUCAUCCAUCGUGGCAGUGGCUGAGUGCCACAGUAGCGUGAUCCAAGUACAGUGGCAAAGAGCACAGAUAGGAAGUUCUCUCUACAUUGCAACAGGAGAGGGCCAGGACCGUUCCCUCCUUACCUGCAAUAGCUCCGCCUCUUCCUGUAACCUUACAAAUGUGCAAUGCGGUAUGGAGUACACCAUCAUUGUAGCUGCAUCCUCCAACCGCUGCAGCAACCUCCGCAGCUCACCCUACAAGAUAAGCACAGCCCCCUGUCAGCCCACAGCUGUAGAAGCCCAUACAGAAUGUCAUACAAACGAUGUGUUCGUGUCAUGGCAGCCUUCUUACGUGGCAAGGGAGUAUGCACUUACUGUGGUCGGCAGAAGUGGAGAUAGAUUGAUGCACCGCACCACGAACAGUAACUUCACACUGACCGAUCUACGCUGCGGCAACACCUAUUAUCUCUCCGUGUCAGCAAGUCAUGCGAACUGCACCAGCGUGCCCAGUCCAAACAUCACCUUUAACACCAUGCCAUGUAAGCCUGCCAACCUGACUUUAGGGGUGCAUUGUGGGAACAGCAGUGCCUCGCUGUCGUGGACAGGGAGUGUAGGAGCAGUGUCCUACGUGGGACUUGCUCAGUCCGACAAUGGGACGACAAUUUACUGUCACAGCACGAACACAUCUUGCAGUCUGCAGGGCUUAGUGUGUGGCACGGUGUACAACUUCACGGUCCAGGCUUCGGAUGGCAUUUGCAACAGUUCAUACAGUGACAGUUUAAUUGGAGGAGCAGCUCCCUGUCCUCCAGCUGGGUUGAGCGCUGUUCCUCGUCAGAUAGCGAAUGUAACUCAGAUCUUAAGGGCGUCCUGGUUUGCUGGGAACUGUCCUAAUUCUGAAUACCUCCUGCAAGUCAAUGGUGGCAUUUUGGGCAACGCCCAGGCGCUAUUUGAAGUCGCUUCCUAUUGGACGAGCCGCACAUUCUUUGAGAUUCCCCUCCCAUGUGGCUCCUCCUACAACGCAACCAUCAGGGCAAGGAACUUUGCAGGCUCCAGCGUCGAGUCCACCGCUGUCUCUGGAACCACAGUGCCUUGUGCCCCUGCAAACGUGACAUACUCUGCAGCGACGACAGUGGCCUGGAAUGCAUCCAUAUAUGCUACAAACUACACUGUCUAUGGGGUCACCUUCUCUGGCAGGACAAGGCUCUGCAUGACCUCACAGCUCCUUUGCUCUGUCGGCAACAUCAGCAGUGGUUACAUCGUCGUAACUGCAAGCAACUCUGCUGGAGAGAGUGAAUACUCGUUGCCUGUUUUGGUUACAGCAGGUCUCGGGAGGAGGUGAGACUCAUCAUAAAAUGAGACGGGCCUGCCUAAAACGGAGUGCAUGUUCAUAAAUCAUUGCAACCAACCUCUUGCCUCUAAAGAAUUCCUGCAAGAAUUAGUGUAAUGCUGUACUUCUGCAUGUAUAAUGUAUUGUGGUUCAAGGUUCACUUUAUAUGAUUUUAAAGUUAAGGGUAGAACAGCUUCAAGGGAAUAAGCACUAUAACACUAUAGCUUUAAAAAUAUAUUUUUUUGGCUGAAGGAUUUACUUUUGUGUACUUUAGAUGCAAUGCCAAAUAUUUAAAAACAAUUAUACAUUCCUGUUUUUUGUACAUGAGCAGAUUUAUAUUAAAUAUCAAGAGCAUUUCUGCAUGUGAUUUGUGUUAUAAAUUAUGCAUAAAAAUGUAAAGCACAUGUAAAAUAAAUCACCAUACACAAAAAUCAGCUGCAUUUCCAAUAAAAUUAACCAAGGUACGUUUUCAUUGACAUUG
Triplophysa rosa is the source of this 9791-nucleotide messenger RNA. RefSeq names its product fibronectin type III domain containing 7, related sequence 1 (gene fndc7rs1). NCBI's taxonomy places the organism in Eukaryota, Metazoa, Chordata, Actinopteri, Cypriniformes, Nemacheilidae. The transcript is spliced from 39 exons. The record is from RefSeq and is a predicted model, not a curated record. Bases 44 to 9322 code for a protein of 3092 amino acids. Gene Ontology annotation, molecular function: protein binding.